Molecule: messenger RNA, 1839 nt
Organism: Cryptococcus amylolentus CBS 6039
Lineage: Eukaryota; Fungi; Basidiomycota; Tremellomycetes; Tremellales; Cryptococcaceae
Exons: 7
Coding region: 1-1839 (612 amino acids)
Biological process (GO): protein phosphorylation; intracellular signal transduction; mitotic cell cycle
Cellular component (GO): cytoplasm; nucleus
Molecular function (GO): ATP binding; histone H3T3 kinase activity
Source: RefSeq, a predicted model, not a curated record
AUGUCCAGAACAGGGGUCAAGGUCAAUACCUAUGGCAAGAAGACAAAGACUCAAAUCAUCUCUAUCCACUCUGACCACGACCAACAAUCCUCUCCCGCCGUCCGGCCUCUUGUCGCUCGGCCUGUCCUCCAAAGUAAACUCUCUCAGGACAACUAUAAUGUCUACUCGGCCACUCCCCUCGCGGUACGCACCCUGAAGGGGAAGGCGUCUGCGAAAGAUUAUGGCACACCGACCAAGUUGGACCAGCACCUUGGGAAGCGGGAUGAGAAUACACCUAUCAAGGUGAGGGCGGUUGGCAAGGCAAACUCUCCUAUCUUUGGGCAACGGAAAGUUCCCAGAAAGGGACUCAAGCCGGGCAUCUUGAGAACGCCCCCUUUUGCAAGUAGGGUCGUGAAAACCAUCCCCUCACUCGAGCCGCCCGCAUCUCCUACAGUCGAUCGACCUGUCGAGUCUGUCCUCACUCCCAAACCCGCCACCACCGCUCUCCCAGCCAAACCCAUCGUUAGACGGCGCUUAAUCUUUGACGGUGUCGCCAUUCCAGUCGCAUCCGGUCACAGACUUGCCAACAUGGACCGCCUUUCAGCGCGGAUGGCGCAAAUCACCAUCACCGAAGAUCCCUCUCCACGACAAGAAAAGGCCAAGGGCAAGGCAAAAGCCACGACCGACCCGGUGCAGAAGCUAGUGGAAAGAUGCUCAAUCAAAGCUGUCCACGACUUUACGACCCUUCUCCGGGACUUUCCUCUCCUGUCAUCUUCAGCCAAGGCGGUGGUCACCAAAGUCGGUGAAGCGUCGUAUUCCGAAGUCUUUGGGUUCUCCAGCCCUGUUGAUACAGAGUCGGACCCUCUGGUGAUGAAGAUCAUACCUCUUCUCUCUGAACCUGGCGACGCCGAGGGUGACACGCCUAUGCCCGACUGCAGCGACCCGGAAGACGUAUUGCGAGAAAUUGAGGUGACAAAGCACAUGUCCAAUGUCCCUGGUGGGGGCUAUGUCCAGUUCAAAGGAGCAUAUGUGGUAGAGGGCGAAUACCCGAGACAGCUUUUGAAGCAAUGGGACACCUACAAAUCCACUGAAGGUUCCGCCAGCGUCCGUCCUUCCGCAUUCCCAUCCUCACAAAAAUACGCCCUUAUCGCCCUUUCCCACUCUGGCCAAGAUCUCGAAGCAUUCCGAUUCGACGCUUCUCGCGGCUGGGUCCAGGCAGCUGGUAUCUUUUGGCAAACUGCGAAAGCGCUGGCCAAAGCUGAGCAGUGGGCCGACUUUGAACAUCGAGAUCUCCAUGAAGGCCAGAUACUCAUUUCCAUUGACACCUCCCUUCAACCGACCGAGACGCUCAACUAUCUCUCGCCAACCUAUACUUGCCUCACGACGACCAUCAUCGACUUUGGCCUCUCUCGCCUUGCUCUGCCUCCUCACAAGACACCCACCUGGUCGUCCCUGCCAGAAGAGUUGUAUGAGGGUAAAGGAAAGCAGUGGGAUGUGUAUAGAAGUAUGAAGGACCGGAUUGACGGGGACUGGGAAGGGUUCCAUGCCAUCACCAACGUCCUUUGGCUUCGAUAUAUCCUACAAUAUAUCCUCACCUCCAAGUCGCUCCGCAAACCGCGCGUUGCCCCUGCUGCCAGCACCAAGGCCCGUAGGCCCCGCGCGCCGACACCUGAAAAGGCAGCAAACGAACAAGCGCACGAGAUGCUCCAGCAAGUCUCAAAAGUGCUUGCUUGGAGCUUGGAGGGGGCCAGGAGGCAGGGGCGCCGUGGAGCGGGAGAGACGGAAGAGUAUGGGGUGGACAAGAUGGGCGAUGCGGCGGGGAUCGUGGCUUGGGGUGAGAAGAAGGGGUGGAUCGUGUAA